AUGCGGUCCCUGAUCGAGUGUGGCAGGGUGCGUUCUCGUCGGUUGGAGAAAAGGGAGGUGAUGUUCAGACAAGCGGACCCGGAGGUGAGAGCCCGCGAAGCGGCGGCGGCACGAAAGCGCCGGCAAGCGGAUCCCGAGGCGGUGCGGUCGAGGGAUGCUGCAGUCAAGCGCCUCAAGCGGUCGCUACCUGAGGUUGGUGGCACCGAUGCGUACUUUAAGCGCGACUUUCUAGAUCGCAGUAUCGGCCACAGCUGCAUGGUUUGCGACCGCUUGUGGCUCGGCAACAAUUUGACCACCAUUUCCAGCAUCGGAAACGAGCAAUCCCGCGCCAACGCCAUCGCCGUUCUACAGCGGGAGUAUGCCGCCACCAGUCAAGAAGAUCACAGUGAGUACACAGUGUGCCCUACUUGCAAAGGCUCUUUGGUGACGGGCAAAGCCCCGGCGAUGAGCGUGACGUAUGGCUACCGCUACCCGCCCAAACCGGAUCACAUGCCCGAGCUCAACCCGUUGGAAGAACGCCUGAUCGCUCCUCGCUUGCCCUUUAUGAGCAUCAGGCGUUUGACGCAUGGCAGCGGCCAACACGGCAUCAAGGGCCAAGUGUUGAACGUACCCAUAAACGUGCAAAACACGUUGCAGUGCCUGCUACGAAACAUCCCCGACGACGCGGCCUUCGAUGUGCACCUCAAGCGGCGGCUCGUGAACAAACCAUCGUGCAAGGAGGGACUCAUCAAGAAACGAAACGCGCUAGAACGUUCUCCGCUUUAGUAAUACCUAAAGAUCAAGGUCAAUUGGAGUCGCCUCGUGCAGUUUGACGAUGACGUGCAGUGCGAUGACGACGAAAUUGAGCCGACGCCAUAG
Messenger RNA from Rhipicephalus sanguineus (brown dog tick), 858 nucleotides. RefSeq lists its product as uncharacterized. Lineage: Eukaryota; Metazoa; Arthropoda; Arachnida; Ixodida; Ixodidae. The transcript has 2 exons. The record is from RefSeq and is a predicted model, not a curated record.